UAAUUGAAAAGUGCAUGACGUUAGGUCAGGAAACCGUGAAGAAAAAUCACUGGAACUCGUACUUUCGAUGAAGAAUUACAAACGAGCCCUGCCGACAGAAAAGAAUAAUUGAUUAUUAAAAAAACUCUCUUCUCAGUCGAGGAGAAGGACAUUUUCUCCUUUGGAAUAAGCCCAGUUUCCCGGCGACCGCGGAUUCACGUCUGAACCGAGGACCAUUGCCAGAGAUUUCAACGCCAGUGAAGGAAAGGAGAAAAUACGAGACGAGGAAAUACGAAAUCUAAAAAAAGAAAAAAAAAAAAAAGGAGAGUGGACGCUUUAGGAUUUGGCUUUCGAGUUUUUGGUCUCCGAAGCCCUCCUCUCCUUGCCCCUCGACCUCUGCCUUCUAAAUGAAGGACGGGGCACUGGCUGGCACUUCAACUAUGUCCGUCUCCGGUGCUCUAGGACUCUCCCAGAUGCGUCCGAUAUUCUCAGGAUACCCUUUCCAAGGACAGGGCCGCGUGAACCAGCUGGGCGGCGUGUUCAUCAACGGGCGGCCGCUGCCCAACCACAUCCGCCUCAAGAUCGUGGAGAUGGCGGCGGCGGGCGUGCGCCCCUGCGUGAUCUCGCGGCAGCUCCGCGUGUCCCACGGCUGCGUCUCCAAGAUCCUCAACCGGUACCAGGAGACCGGCUCCAUCCGGCCCGGCGUCAUCGGCGGGUCCAAGCCUAAGGUAACCACGCCUGACGUCGAGAAAAAGAUCGACGACUAUAAAAAGGAGAACCCGGGCGUGUUUUCAUGGGAGAUCAGAGACAGGCUGGUGAAGGAGGGCAUCGUGGACAAGGCCUCCGCGCCCUCCGUCAGCUCCAUCAGCAGGAUCCCGGGCGGCAAGAGGGAUGACGACCCCAGGAAGGAUCACAGCAUCGACGGCAUCCUCGCUGAAGGCUCGAUCUCAGACAGCGACACGGAGAGCGAGCCGGGCAUCCCCAUCAAGAGGAAGCAGCGCCGCGCCAGGACCACCUUCACCGCCGAGCAGCUGGAGGAGCUCGAGCGCGCCUUCGAGAGGACGCAGUACCCCGACGUGUACACGAGGGAGGAGCUCGCGCAGAGGACCAAGCUCACCGAGGCCAGGGUCCAGGUGUGGUUCAGCAACAGGCGCGCCCGUUGGCGGAAGCAGAUGACAGGCCAGGGGAUGGGCGUCACAGCUCUCAACGCCCUCGCGAUGACGACAACCUACCCCGGCAGCCUACCGCCCACUCUCCACCCGCCCACCACAGCGCCCGCGCCCAUCACUUCUUCCACUACCACAGCUUCUACCACCAUGGGCGGUUCCACACAGCAUUACUCCGCUCAUGAACACGCCCACGCUGCGGCCGCGGCUGCGGCACACCACGCCCACGGAGACGCCAACGCCUGGUCCCGCGCCGCCCUCAUGAACCAGCAGGUCGCAAGCAGCGGCGGAGGCGGCGGCGCAGGGACAGGGAGCGGUAGCGGCGGCGGCGGAGCAGGAAGCGGCGGAGGCGGCGCAGGUGGAGGAAUGGGCAGCGACGGGAGCCUCCAGAGCAGCGCCCAGGCCAACCUCCAGAGCCAGAUGAUGUCGAUGCUCUCGUCCAACAACAACGGCUCCUCCAUCUUCUCCUCGGGCCCCCACGGCGCCCUCCUGCAGACAGGCGGCGCAGCCACGGGCCCGCCGGCCCUCGGUAGCCACGGCGCCUCCGUCACGGCCUCCGACUACAGCGCCGCCGCCAACGGCCUCACCUCCGCCACGGGGCACCACGGCGAGGCGUCCUGGACGCAACUGCACGCCAAGGGGAGCGACGCCUGGGGCACGCACCACCACCACCACCACCACGGCCACCACAUCCCCUACGACAACUACAGCACGGUCAUGGGCGGAGGAGAGAUGCUGAUGACGGGGCAGCACUUCCCGAUGGACAGCAUGAAGUCCGCCGCGGCCGCCUUCCACUACCCGACGCAGUACACGGCCGCCGCAGCCGCCGCCAACUUCAACCAGCAGCUUCGCCACCACAAAGGCGCUCCUCUCCCCCUCUUCUGA
Penaeus vannamei (Pacific white shrimp) is the source of this 2030-nucleotide messenger RNA. Lineage: Eukaryota; Metazoa; Arthropoda; Malacostraca; Decapoda; Penaeidae. The record is from RefSeq and is a predicted model, not a curated record.